GUACUAAGUAGCUGAUAUCUCGCAUCGCGAGUCACAAGUCUGGAGCAGGCUAUUUGAUCUGUUUGUCUGCGGCUCAUAGUCACAGCCACUGGCAGCCACUGGCAUCUACAUCCACGAUCAUAGCUACUGACAUCGCUCAUCAUCACAAUCUUUGCUCGUAAUAAAAUUAUAAAAUAUCAACAACAACAACAAUAAGAAGAGAAAAAAUAAAAGUUAUCUAUCAGAAGAAAGAAAUGUUCUUUUUUUCUACUACGAGUAUACGUUACGGUUAAGGCAGAUGUGGAUUAAUUUUCAUUUGUAUGAUGAAACAUCUUUUCACACCGAAGAUUCAGUUGUGUGAAAUGUUCCGAUGUGUAAACGCGUAAAUUACGGAUAAAAUCGGGCGUAACUGUAAAAGCGCGUUUGCAUCAAAACGAUCACAAACACAACGGAAGAAAUGCAAAUAAAUUAAAUUAAUUCUAAAGUGAAAUUCAAAGCAAGGCAACCACAUACAAAACCGCACAAUAAAAAAAGUGAACAAAAAAAAAUUCCAUUAAAAUCGAUUGCGAAUGCCAGAACUUUUUACACCACAUGCCUAAGCUGUGUAAAUUUGUGUAGUAGCCAAAAAAAAAAAAAAGAUUGCCACAGUCCAAUGAAUGUUGAAAUAUAAAAACUUGUUCCAAUGCAUGGACAGAGAUUCUGAGAAUAUUUCGCCAAUAUUAAGCCAAAAAUAACUAAACUUAAUUAAGUGCAAAUCAAAGGAAGCCAGCUAGCCAGUCCGCCCAGCACACCCUGCUAGUCACAAUAGCAAUUUUAUACACUUCAUUCAAGUAUCCAACAAGCACUAGCUACAAUUUCACUGCUUAAACCACUAGAAAACAGUUGGUGGUCUCAAAAAUAAUGUCAAGCAACACAGCAGGUAUCAUGGCUGUGGCUUCAAGCACAGUGGCUACUCCUACAACUACCACUGCAGCAACAGCUACAAAUGCUGGCGGUCAGCAGCCCAUUAUGGAAAUGUUUACAACGACCAUGGCAUCCAUAAAGGAAACUAUGAGGACCUUAAUUACUAACCCAACCACAACAUCAACAAUAACCACCACUACUUCUACAGCUACAACUACAACUACAUCAACGGCAGCAUUUUUACCCAGCACCUCAAAGGCCAGCAUUUCCGUUUCCUCUUCGGCUCAGCCGGACCAACUUAAUGUGGCCGACUUAAGUUCAUCGCUGCAACACUUUGGCUGGGUGGAUUAUUGCGUUUUCGUUUUGAUGUUAAUCAUUUGUGCCUUUAUCGGUUUCUACUUUGGCUUUAUUGAAAAGAAACAAAAGAAUCAAAAACGCUCAGCCACCGAACAUCGUCGUGGCUCCGAGGCCUUGGAUUACUUGGUGGGUGGUCGUAAAAUGAAAGUGUUUCCGGUGUCUUUGUCACUGGUGGCCAGUUUUGUUUCGGGUAUCUCUCUGCUGGGCACUUCAACGGAAAUCUAUGUGUAUGGCACCCAAUAUGCCUUCAUUUUGAUAACAUUAGCACUAUCGGGUGUUAUUUCCUGGUAUGUCUUUUUGCCAGUCUUCUGUAAUCUACAGCUAACAUCAACCUAUGAGUACUUCGAAAUGCGUUUCGGCAAAGGAAUUCGUUUGUUCGGUUCUAUACUAUUCUCACUGGGCACGAUAACUUGGUUGCCCAUUGUGAUUUAUGUUCCAGCUUUGGCGUUCAAUCAAGUGACGGGUGUUAAUAUUCACAUCAUUACGCCAUUGGUAUGCAUGGUGUGCAUUUUCUAUACGUGUGUGGGAGGUCUUAAAGCUGUCGUUUGGACUGAUGUCAUUCAAACGAUUAUUAUGGUGGGUGCCAUUAUCUUUGUUGUCGUCAAGGGUACCAUAGAUGUGGGAGGCCUUGGUGUGGUAUUUGAACGUAAUUGGGCCACAGGAAGAAUUGAAAUCCCUGAACUUACUUGGGAUCCCACUGCUCGCAUCUCUAUGUUGUCUAUUAUGGUGGGCACCACCCUGUGGUACACGCAGGUCAACUGUGGCAAUCAGGUUAUAGUACAACGUUAUUUGUCGGUGCCCUCCAUACGAGAGGCAAAACGCGCCUGCAUAUAUUUUACCACGGGCAUUGUAUUGAUCAAUGUGUUGUGCAUGUACAAUGGCCUGUUGAUAUUUGCCAAUUAUUAUGAUUGUGAUCCUUUGAGUACAAAAUUGGCUAAGGCCAAGGAUCAGAUGGUGCCCCUAAUGGUUAUGGAGACUUUGCAAUUUCUACCAGGCAUGGCUGGUCUCUUUGUGGCUGGGGUAUUUAGUGCCGCCUUGAGCUCUCUAUCGACAGGAUUGAAUUCCUUGGCUGCGGUAUUUUUGGAGGACUAUAUAAAACCCUUUCGCAAGGAGACAUUGACGGAAAGGCAAACGGCUUGGAUUAUGCGUUCCACGGUGGUAUUUAUUGGAGUACUAAGUGUAGCUUUGGUAUUGGUCAUACAAUUCUUGGGCCAUGCAGUGGUACAGUUGUCCACCACUUUGUCCUCAGUGACGGGAGGACCUUUGCUGAGUUUGUUUCUAAUGGGCCUAUUAAUGCCCUGGAUUAACUCAAAGAGCGCUGUUAGUGGCUGUAUUGUCUCGUUUAUCACCAUGACUUGGAUUUGUGUCAAAUGUCAAGUGGCCUUGGCCACUGGGGAACUGGUGUAUGCUGAGAAACCCAUGUCGACAGAGGGUUGCACCUAUGAUUUUGAACCCAUAAUGACCUCAUUGGCCAAUAGCACUUUUUUAGAACAUAGGUAAAUCUUGAAUUAAAUUUUGUUUUUAUUUGAUGUUUUAUUUUUGGAUUUUUACAGCACCAAAACUUUUGCCCAGUAUAUCUAUCAAAUGUCAUUUUUCUUUUAUGCUGCCGUUGGAUGCACCAUUUCCAUUGUGGUGGCCCACUUGGCUUCGCUGGUGUUUGGCCGAAAUGAUCCCUCCACCAUGAAUCGCAAACUCUUUCCACCAUUUGUGUGUAGAUUAAUCGAAUUUAAGGAUUACGACAGCGUCUAUCAGAAGGAUGUGGAUGAGCAAAUGGUUAUUGUCUAUGAUUUGCAGAUAAAAAAUAGUGACUUAAAACAGUCCUUAAAGGAUGAUGUUGUUCUGUGAGAUUUAUUUUUUUCGUCGCAAUUAAGAUAAGUUUGUAGUAAUGCGUUUUUUUGUUAUUUUAGUCUAAGAAAAUAUAAAACAAACUGAAAACAA
This is a messenger RNA of Stomoxys calcitrans (stable fly), 3177 nucleotides long. It is a transcript of the gene kumpel, whose product is annotated as sodium-coupled monocarboxylate transporter 1. The transcript has 9 exons. Lineage: Eukaryota; Metazoa; Arthropoda; Insecta; Diptera; Muscidae. Gene Ontology annotation, biological process: sodium ion transport; transmembrane transport. Bases 880 to 2739 code for a protein of 619 amino acids. Gene Ontology annotation, cellular component: membrane. The record is from RefSeq and is a predicted model, not a curated record. Gene Ontology annotation, molecular function: symporter activity.